CGAAGCAGAACCAGGAAGUUACGAACAGGGCGAAGAAGUUAGAAGACACUGUGGGAAAUAUUUUCCAUAAAUAGUUUAAACUUAAGGUCACAGUGACUUAUCUGAAGGUUCCUUCUCACUCCUGAGCAUGGAGUUAAAGGACGUGGAGAGGCGCUGCUGUGUUGUCAAGGUGUCAGAGGCGUCUUCGGCAAAGAAACCGGUGAGCUGCAGCGGAGUUGUUGUCCACCCUCGCACAGGAAUCAUCAUAUGCACCGGACUCCCGUUUUCACGUUUUAUCAUCGACGGAGACCCCCUCUACUGGGACCACGACUUCUUGCCACCUCACAGCUUCAGUGCCAAACUUCAAAUCUGCGUCACCUUUCCAACUGACACCAAGCAGAGCGCACGGAGAGCAACAAUCACACCCACUAGAAGCAAAACAGCAGCAGGGCAGAGGGAGGCUGCAGCCGAGCUGCUGAUGCUGGUGAACUGCGUGGAGUUUAAACACGCUUUCCAGGCAGUUUUCCAGGAGGCCGACCAGUGGCGUUUCCAUUGUGAUGAGGAUGAGGAGCUGCUCAGAGAUUUUCACUUCCUCAGCUGGUUUGCUGUACUCAGGGUAGGUGUGGUGCUAGACAGCAGCCAGGAUUCAGGCACCAUCCCCUGGCAGAGCAGUGCGCCUCUCCAGAAGGGCUGCCCUGUUGUUGCCUGCGGCUCACCUUUUGGCUCCCUCUGCUUGGAUCUCUUCAUCAGCACCCUCAGCAGAGGCAUCAUCAGUAACCUUGCUGGAGAAGAUAACGCUGUCAUCCUCACAGACGCCCGCUGCCUGCCAGGCACAGAAGGUGGAGGGUUGUUUGUGGUGAAAGGUGCAGGCAGCGUGCAUCUCAUCGGGCUGAUUGUGUCUCCAUUUGGCUGGAAGGCCAAUGAGUGGAUUGGCCUCACUCUGGUCUGCUCUGCCCAGUUGGUCUUCAGGAAUCUCAUCAGCUGCCUGAGUGUCCAGGAUCCCCUCAGAAAUGUUUGGCUUCAUCCAGGAGAGUUGGACAUCCAGAUGUCCACCGCUGCUCACGAGUCAAAAGCUGUUAAAUACCCCACUGUUUGCUUUGUGGACAGCGGGCAGUUCUGGGGUUCAGGGGUUGUUGUCGGCUCUCGACUGGUUGUGUCGUGCAGGCAUGUUGUCAACAGGAAGUCUAAAGUCCGCUUGAAGUUCCACCAUAGGGACAGAGUCCAUGAUUCAGUGGGUGAUGUCCUUUUUUCCACUAAAGCAUCUUCACCCUAUGACCUCGCUUUGGUGCAGCUCAGAGAUGCUGUCCCAGAAGCUGUGGUCUCACGGAUGUGUCAGAGUUUCAUUCCAGGUGAAUCUGUAGUUGUCGUCGGAUACGGUGGGCUGGGUUGGAGCUGCGGUCCGUCCCUGACCUGCGGCGUCCUAUCCAAAGCCAUUAGCUGGAAUUGCCAGCCUGUCAUGCUCCAGACCACAUGUGCAGUACAAGCGGGAACCAGCGGGGGUGCUGUGGUGCAGAGAUGCUCAGGAGAGCUGCUGGGGAUCGUUUCCAGCAACACGCGAGACAUGGCCACUAAAGUGACUUACCCACAUCUGAACUUCAGCGUCCCAGUGACUGUUUUCCAGAGAUUGUUGCAGCACUUUGAGCAGACAAAGGAUGUUAAUGUAUUCAGGGAGCUGGACAGUACAGAAAAAGAAAUCAGGAGGGUGUGGAGACUACAAGGUGCUCAGAGCAAACUGUAACCGAGGACCCCUGCACUACACUGACACGUGGUACAGAUGACAAAUCAGAAUUAAUUAGAUGAGACAUUUGCAACUGAAGGAAUAAUUACUGCUUAAUUGUCAUCUCAGAGUCAUGUGGUUAACCAGAAAAUCUUUAUAAGGGUACUAAUGUUUACAGGUACUUUAAGUACAUUUAUACCUGUUUAAUUGCACAAUAAUUACAUUAAAUAAUUUUUUUUUCAGCUAA
Molecule: messenger RNA, 1943 nt
Organism: Maylandia zebra (zebra mbuna)
Lineage: Eukaryota; Metazoa; Chordata; Actinopteri; Cichliformes; Cichlidae
Gene: tysnd1
Product: trypsin like peroxisomal matrix peptidase 1
Biological process (GO): regulation of fatty acid beta-oxidation; protein processing
Cellular component (GO): peroxisome
Molecular function (GO): serine-type endopeptidase activity
Source: RefSeq, a predicted model, not a curated record